AUGAAGAAUUCCAACUAUGACUAUUCCGACAUUACCCCUGUUGAUAUAAAUACCGAAGAGCCUCAAAUAUGUCAAAUUUUGUAUGACGAAGAUUAUAAACAAAUCAUGGGGAUGUUGCUUGCACUUAUGAAAGCGGAAGAAUAUUCUGAACGUGCAUUGUAUAUUACUGAAUUGGGUAUUAACGAAUUAGCAUCACAUUAUACCAUAUGGAUCUACCGAUUUAAUAUUUUGAAAAAUUUACCUAAUCGAAACCUUUAUGAUGAAUUAGAUUGGUGUGAAGAAAUUGCUUUGGACAAUGAAAAAAACUAUCAGAUUUGGAAUUAUCGACAAUUAAUAAUUGGUCGAAUUAUGGAAUUAAAUAAUAAUGAGUUUGACCCUUAUCGAGAAUUCCCCAUAUUGGAAGCAAUGUUAAGUUCAGAUCCAAAAAACCAUCAUGUUUGGUCAUAUCGUAAAUGGUUAGUUGAUACUUUUGAAUUGCAUAAUGAUACAAAAGAAUUAUCGUUUGUUGGGAAAGUCAUUGAUACUGAUUUGAAAAAUAACAGUGCUUGGUCUCAUCGAUUCUUUUUGUUGUUUAGUAGGAAACAUUUGACCACCGAUACUAUAAUUGAUGGGGAACUAAAUUAUGUUAAAGAAAGAAUUAUUAAGUGUCCUCAAAAUCCAAGUACUUGGAACUAUUUAUUGGGUACUUGCGAAAAGUUUAAUCGACCAAUUACUCAAUUAGAAGAAUUCAGUUUACAAUUUGUUGACUUGGAGAAAGAUCAAGUAACGAGUUCAUUUGCAUUGGAAACAUUGGCGAAAAUAUAUAAGCAACAGAAGAAAUAUAAUGAGUCGAAAACUCUUUAUGGAUUGUUGAAAUCAAAAUAUGAUCCAAUCAGAUCAAAUUUCUGGGAUUAUCAGAUUUCCCAACUUACAUCAGUGUAA
This is a messenger RNA of Candida dubliniensis CD36, 921 nucleotides long. RefSeq names its product bifunctional protein farnesyltransferase/protein geranylgeranyltransferase (gene RAM2). Gene Ontology annotation, molecular function: CAAX-protein geranylgeranyltransferase activity; protein farnesyltransferase activity. The transcript has a single exon. Bases 1 to 921 code for a protein of 306 amino acids. Gene Ontology annotation, biological process: protein farnesylation; protein geranylgeranylation. The record is from RefSeq and is a predicted model, not a curated record. Lineage: Eukaryota; Fungi; Ascomycota; Pichiomycetes; Serinales; Debaryomycetaceae. Gene Ontology annotation, cellular component: cytoplasm; CAAX-protein geranylgeranyltransferase complex; protein farnesyltransferase complex.